Striga asiatica is the source of this 1992-nucleotide messenger RNA. The record is from the annotation of a GenBank genome assembly. NCBI's taxonomy places the organism in Eukaryota, Viridiplantae, Streptophyta, Magnoliopsida, Lamiales, Orobanchaceae.
GAUUUUUUUUCAAUUGCCCUAAUUUAUGAUAUAUAUAUAUGUCAAUUGCCAAAAGCUUUUUGUGUUGCAAGUACCUUCUCCACAUUCUCUUCAAAGUUGAAACCCUCUCCAUCUCAAGAAACCUAAGCACCUAAUAAUGUCGGCCACCUCGCUUUUCUGGUCGUCAUUAACGGGCCUUCAACUCAUCGAGGAGGUGACCCAAAAGGCCGACGAGGUUCAAGAGCAAGUGUUGGCCCAAAUCCUGGCCCAAAAUGCCAGCACCGAAUAUCUCACAGGCUUCGGCCUCAAUGGAUCCACCGAUCGGGAGGCAUUCAAAUCAAAGAUACCAAUGACGACCUAUAAAGAUCUCCAGCCGUUGAUCAAAAGAAUAGCCGACGGUGAUCGUUCUCCCAUUUUGUGUGCUCAACCCAUCUCCACAUUUCUCAUCAGCUCUGGGACUACUAGUGGUGACCCAAAGCUUAUUCCAUCUAACAAGGAUAUGUUAAAUCGUGGUUCACUUACUAUCGGGCUUACUGAAUCUGUUCUUAACCAGCAUUUUGAGGGGCUGGACAAAGGCAAAGGGCUCAACUUCAUGUUCACGAGAGCCGAGUCCAAAACUCAAGGCGGGGUCACCGUACAAACGGCGCUCACUUACCUCUACAAGAGCGAAGAAUUCAAGAAACACAACGAAGAUACUUUCACGAGCCCAACCGAAGCCGUUAUCUGCUCUGACUCGUUUCAAAGCAUGUACGCGCAAAUGCUCUGCGGCCUCUACGCGCGCGAACAAGUUUUCUGGCUUGGGAAACUCUUCGCGUACGGCUUCGUCCGUGCAAUCAAGUUUCUCGAGCACAACUGGCAACAACUGACCCACGACAUACGAACCGGGUCGCUCGACCCGAAGGUGACCGACCCUGCGAUCCGCGACUGCAUGCCGCGGGUCGCACGACCCGACCCUGACCUGGCGGACUUCAUAGCCCGCGAGUGCGCCAGGGACGACUGGGCCGGGAUCAUCCCCCGAAUCUGGCCCAACGCGAAAUAUCUCAACACAAUCGUCACGGGCCCAAUGGCCCAAUACAUCCCGACCCUCGAAUACUACGGCGGAGGACUUCCGAUAGUGUCGAUGGCGUACGCAUCAUCCGAAUGCUUUCUCGGGAUAAACCUUGACCCCACGUGUCGCCCAUCCGAGGUCUCCUACACCUUCAUGCCAUGCAUGGCCUAUUUCGAGUUCUUUCCGGCCGACGACCGCUCGGAGCCUGUUGACUUGGUCAACGUCGAGGUCGGCAAGGAGUACGAGGUGGUGGUCACUACGUUUUCCGGGCUCUACCGGUACCAACUCGGCGACAUCGUCCAAGCCUCCGGUUUCCACAACUCGGCCCCGAAAUUCCGGUUCGUGAGACGGAAAGACGUGUUGCUAAACAUCGAUUGGGAGAACACUAAGGAAACGGAGCUCCAAGAGGCGGUGGAGAAAGCGGCCCGACUUCUCCUUCCGCACGGGAUUAGAGUGCUCGACUACACGAGCCGCGUGGACCCCACGACUGUCCCGGCACACUACGUCGUGUAUUGGGAGCUAUUAAACGAGCGUGAGUCGAAUGAUCAACCGCGGGCCGUGUGGGAAGAGUGUUGUGUGGCGAUGGAGGAAUCGUUCAAUUGGGUGUACCGUAUGUUGAGGGAUAGCUCGAUUGGGCCGUUGGAGAUUAGGGUUGUGAAAGAUGGGACGUUUGAAGAGGUAAUGGAGUGGGCCGUGUCACGAGGUGCAUCGCUCGGGCAGUUCAAGGUGCCCCGGUGUGUUAGCCAGCGAGAAAUGGUCGAACUUCUCGACUCGCGGGUUGUGGCCUCGUAUUUUCGCCCGCCAUUGUCAGAUCAACCUACAGAACCGCGGUACUAGUUGAUAGAAUAUGCAUGUUGUUUUAAAUUACUUGUUGCGACGCGUUGAGGUAUAAAGUGUGAGUGGACACAUUUUGGUUGUUAAAAGUUGUGCUUGUACGACUAAUUUGUUAUAUUUGACCUUUUAAG